UAUAAAAGCAUCGUCAUCCCGGGCCAGGACCCGGAGAGUACACACAACCCAGACAGACGUAGCAGGACUCUGAUCUCGAUCGUUACGUAUACCUUAGUCGCUCUGCCUCCUCGAGUCAACCGUGCGUAUCUAUACACACUUACACACGCUUGAUAUAUAAGACGUCUUAGCUUCGUCAACCCAUAUUACCAAACCAAACCAUCGACUAUGGCGGCUACCUACCAAGCCGACACCUCCCCGAUCGUUGACACUUUCGCCGACGAGCAGCUGCAGGCGGAGCGCACGGUGUCGCGGGACUACACCGCGACUGACGAGUGGGACGCGUCCAAGACGCCGCCGAGCCGGUUCCAGAAGCGCAAGGGCAGCAUCUACGCGACGCCGUCGUCGCGGGACGGGCACGUGGAGCGGAACCGGGACGCGGUCGAGGAGUUCCACCGGGCGUACUCGAAGCUCUGGUCCGCCGGCGGCGCCACCGGCCACCGGCGCAACAGCAGCGGCGGCAGCAGCAGCGGCGGCGGCGGCGGCAUCAUCUUCGGCAUGGGCGGCAUGGGCAGCAUGAGCAUGACGGGCAAGGACGGGGCUAAGGGCGGCCAAUGAGUGUGGCACCGGCGGCGAAGAUAGGUAGAUGUAAAUAUGUGACUCCGUAGGCUACACUAAUGAGGCGUUGUACGGAACUACGGUGGAUCAAAACGCCAGAGCCCUGGUGCCCUACCCGUGUAGCGAUUUACCUGAUUUACAGGGUCUAUUUCCACAUUUGCUUCAUCCAAGCACUCUGCAUUGAAAUUAUUCACUACCUAGAUAGUAGAAGUAAUGGACGGG
Molecule: messenger RNA, 819 nt
Organism: Durotheca rogersii
Lineage: Eukaryota; Fungi; Ascomycota; Sordariomycetes; Xylariales; Xylariaceae
Exons: 3
Coding region: 208-597 (129 amino acids)
Source: RefSeq, a predicted model, not a curated record